This is a messenger RNA of Atta colombica, 1427 nucleotides long. RefSeq names its product 3-oxoacyl-[acyl-carrier-protein] reductase FabG-like. Lineage: Eukaryota; Metazoa; Arthropoda; Insecta; Hymenoptera; Formicidae. The record is from RefSeq and is a predicted model, not a curated record. Gene Ontology annotation, molecular function: oxidoreductase activity.
AUUUUGCUUUCAUAAAUAUAAUAUCGCGUUUCGUAUCGCUUGGUAAGAUUAUAAGUUUUGCCGUUUUGUGAUCAUCAUUCAAUAUUGUUGUACUGUCAUAAUGUCUUUUGCGGGAAAAGUUGUUCUGAUAACAGGAGCCAGUUCAGGAAUUGGAGCUGAAACAGCUAUUCACUUUGCUCAGCUUGGUGCAUUGCUAUCGAUAACAGGGCGUAAUAAGCACAAUUUAGACAAAGUAGCCGAACAAUGUGGACAACCUAAACCGUUUAUUAUAACGGGAGAUCUAGCCAAUGAGAAUGAUGUGAAAAAUAUUAUCGACUCGACGAUCAAACAUUAUGGCAAAAUAGAUAUUUUAGUUAAUAAUGCUGCGAUUGCAGAAUUCGGCGAUAUAGAAACUACAAGUUUAAAACAAUACGACAAUAUUUUCAAUGUAAAUGUUCGAUCAGUAUUUCAAUUGACUACACUAGCAGUGCCACAUUUAAUCAAAACGAAAGGUAACAUUGUAAAUGUUUCAAGCGUGGCUGGAUUACGAGUACUGAAGAAUAGUCUGCCAUAUUCCAUGAGUAAGGCGGCUCUGGAUCAAUUUACGCGUUGCGUUGCUUUAGAAUUGCAUCACGACAGGUGCAUGUCUUUUGCGGGAAAAGUUGUUCUGAUAACAGGGGCCAGUUCAGGAAUUGGAGCUGAAACAGCUAUUCACUUUGCUCAGCUUGGUGCAUUGCUAUCGAUAACAAGACGUAAUAAGCACAAUUUAGACAAAGUAGCCGAACAAUGUGGAUAACCUAAACCAUUUAUUAUAACGGGAGAUCUAGCCAAUGAGAAUGAUGUGAAAAAUAUUAUCGACUCGACGAUCAAGCAUUAUAGCAAAAUAGAUGUUUUAGUUAAUAAUGCUGCAAUUAUUAUAAAAUUCGGUAGUAUAGAUACUGCAAGUUUAGAACAAUACGACAAGUAUGUAAUGGUAAAUGUUCGAUCAGUAUUUCAAUUGACUACACUAGCAGUGCCACAUUUAAUCAAAACGAAAGGCAACAUUGUAAAUGUUUCAAACGUGGCUGGAUUACGACCAUUGAAGAAUAAUCUGCCAUAUUGUAUGAAUAAGGCGGCUCUGGAUCAAUUUACGCGUUGCGUUGCUUUAGAAUUGGCAUCACGACAGGUGCGUGUGAAUUCCGUAAAUCCUGGCGCUGUACCAACAAAUAUCCUUCGGAACACUGGGCUGACAGAACAAGUUAAAACCUUUUUCGAACAAUUGAAAAGGGGACAUGCUUUAGGAAGAAUCGGCGACACUUUGGAAAUCGCAAAAACCAUUGCAUUUCUAGCAAGUGACGAUGCUAGUUUUAUAACAGGGGUAACAAUGCCUGUAGAUGGAGGUUGGCAUAUUACGUCUGCUCAAAUCUAGAUGUUGCCAGGCAGUAAAAUGUACGCUCUAAUGAGAGAAA